GCUAGCUGCUGGAUAUGCAUCUGUCAUCUGAUGAUAUGUUUUUAUUGUGUUCUAAGCAGAACAGCUGGAGAACGAGAAAAACAUUAUAAUAUUGCAUUCUGCAUUACUUCCAUUUGAAGAGAUUAUCUCUAAUAAUACCGGUCGUGGAGUGUAAUCUGUAUUAUAGUGACAAAAACUAAUCCAUGAAGCACAUCAGCAAGUAAAUCACCAUUCCGACGAAGCUAAGAACCAAAAGCAAGCAGCAAAGCAGGCCUGAAAACAAAUCUAUGCUAGAAACUUGAACAACAACAGUGAACGGAAAAUGGUUUGCAUUCCUUGCUUCAUCGUGCCUGUUCUGCUCUACCUCUGGCAUAAGUUUGUCCAGCCAAUUCUACUGAAGUACUGGAAUCCUUGGGAGAAGAAGGACAAGGAUGGGAACGUCAUUAAGACCGAACCGAAAAAUCCGUUUGAUUGCAGCGGUGGAGUAUGUCGGUUUGCGAGCAAAAAAUCGACCCCCGCCGUAACCUCCGAUGCACCGCUUGAAACUACUAACGAAUCUGCAAAUAAUCCUGACGAUACGAGCAAGAAAACUCUUUAAACAUAUAUUCGCUUGUUGGUUAGUUGGUUAGUGAUAGCCAAUCAAACCUGGCAAAUGAGUUAAGAGAGGAAAAUAAAUUCUAGUGCAGAGUCCAAACGUA
Molecule: messenger RNA, 677 nt
Organism: Anopheles funestus (African malaria mosquito)
Lineage: Eukaryota; Metazoa; Arthropoda; Insecta; Diptera; Culicidae
Product: UPF0729 protein AGAP000931
Exons: 2
Coding region: 302-577 (91 amino acids)
Source: RefSeq, a predicted model, not a curated record